CCAGGAUGGUCUCCAUCUCUUGACCUCGUGAUCCGCCCGUCUCGGCUUCCCACAGUGUUCAGAUUACAGGCGUGAGCCACCGCGUCCUGCGGAAUAACUUUCAAAUAAAAGACAAUUCUGAAUAUUUUAGGUGAUCAGUGAAAACGAUGACCACUUCUCCUUUCUCUCAAUAUAAACCGUAGCAGCAUAGAAAACUUGAGAAGCUUCAAACAUACUAAUUUAUUUACCCUAUCUCAAUUAAAUCAGGCUCUCUGGUGUUGGGGCGGGGGUGUGGAUGUGGGGGUUGGGAGUUGCUUUCUAAAAGCUCUCCAGGUGUGAUUUAAAUAUGCAUGCUGGGGCGGGACCCACCGGACUAGAAUUUAUUAAGUAAUGCCUUUCCUCUUAUUUAGUGGAAGCAUGGCGAGAUUUCGCUUUUUACAUUUAACUCAUUUUAUAGAAAAAAAGCAAAGAAAGCCCUAUUCAAUAAAGAAAGCACUCCCUAGGCACUUGCUCUAGUGAUACGGUGGUUAUUCAUUAGGGACUGUCACUCCAGCUGAACUCUAUGUCUACUUAAGCAGUUAGACACUGUCCUCUUUAUUUCUGCGCUCUUGUACAUCAUUUCGUAUAUGGUGGAACCCUUCGAAUUACUUGCCUUCCUAGAGUUUGACACGUGGUGAGGGAGGUUUUUUCCUUUAAAAAACAUUACUAGCAGUUGGAAAAAAUUUAAAGGCAUAUGGCAGGUGUUCAAGAAAAGUUUUUAAGAACCAUCUUGACCGGGCGCGGUGGCUUACGCGUGUAAUCCCAGCACUUUGGAAGCCUGAGGCAGGCGGAUCACCUGAGGUCAGGAAUUCGAGACCAGCCUGGCCAACAUAGUAGAAACCCGGUCUCUACUAAAUAUACAAAGCCGGGCGUGGUGGCGCACGCCUGUAAUCCCAGCUUCUCGGGAGGAUGAGGCAGGAAAGUCACUUGAACCCGGGAGAAGGAGGUUGCAGUGAGCCGAGAUCGGCGCCACUGCACAACUAUCUCAAAAAAGCAAACAACAUAAAAAGGCAGACCCUCCCUAUCCCCAUUCAAAAGCAACGUUGUGAGGAGGCUCAGCUGUGACAGCGAGCUGUACUCCCCUCCCCCAUUCCCAAGCGCAGCACUCUUCCACCCUCUGCCUACCCAGAGCAGGUUUCCGUUUCUUCUCACUUCCCCUUCCGGGUCAGGACCCUGCCCAUGUUCCGGUCUUGCGCACGAGGGCUAGAACGCAGCCACUCUGCUGGCGUUUCCAUGGUAGCGAGUGGCCUGAUCUUUGCGGGGCUAAGCAACGAAGUAGUAUCAGUGUUCCGUAGCCCCACUGGAACUACGCAGAGCCAGGCCAGCGGGACCACAGAAUGGGCUGAGGCGGCGGCGGCUCUUUGGAUAAAGUCGACAGCGGGACGUGGGGCGUGACGCCGGUCCGGCAUCCUAAGACGUCUGGUUUGAGUUGCGGGCGGGACCAGGCUUUUUUUAGGACCUUGGGCCUGAUAAGCGGGCGACUGCAGUAGUGCGGGAACCUAUUAUUUGACAGGAAUAUGACAGGAAGUGUGGGGACUCCAUGCUUGAUGGAUGGUGACUUAUAGUGAAGUAAUCUCAGUGUUGAUGGGCAUGACCGGAACAGCAGGAGUACCCUAGUAAAAGCCCAGCUUGAAAAUGGAGAUGUAUGAAACCCUUGGAAAAGUGGGAGAGGGAAGUUACGGAACAGUCAUGAAAUGUAAACAUAAGAAUACUGGGCAGAUAGUGGCCAUUAAGAUAUUUUAUGAGAGACCAGAACAAUCUGUCAACAAAAUUGCGAUGAGAGAAAUAAAGUUUCUAAAGCAAUUUCAUCAUGAAAACCUGGUCAAUCUGAUUGAAGUUUUUAGACAGAAAAAGAAAAUUCAUUUGGUAUUUGAAUUUAUUGACCACACAGUAUUAGAUGAGUUACAACAUUAUUGUCAUGGACUAGAGAGUAAACGACUUAGAAAAUACCUCUUCCAGAUCCUUCGAGCAAUUGACUAUCUUCACAGUAAUAAUAUCAUUCAUCGCGAUAUAAAACCUGAGAAUAUUUUAGUAUCCCAGUCAGGAAUUACUAAGCUCUGUGAUUUUGGUUUUGCACGAACACUAGCAGCUCCUGGGGACAUUUAUACGGACUAUGUGGCCACACGCUGGUAUAGAGCUCCAGAAUUAGUAUUAAAAGAUACUUCUUAUGGAAAACCUGUGGAUAUCUGGGCUUUGGGCUGUAUGAUCAUUGAGAUGGCCACUGGAAAUCCCUAUCUUCCUAGUAGCUCUGAUUUGGAUUUACUCCAUAAAAUUGUUUUGAAAGUGGGCAAUUUGUCACCUCACUUGCAGAAUAUCUUUUCCAAGAGCCCCAUUUUUGCUGGGGUAGUUCUUCCUCAAGUUCAACACCCCAAAAAUGCAAGAAAAAAAUAUCCAAAGCUUAAUGGAUUGUUGGCAGAUAUAGUUCAUGCUUGUUUACAAAUUGAUCCUGCUGACAGGAUAUCAUCUAGUGAUCUUUUGCAUCAUGAGUAUUUUACUAGAGAUGGAUUUAUUGAAAAAUUCAUGCCAGAACUGAAAGCUAAAUUACUGCAGGAAGCAAAAGUCAAUUCAUUAAUAAAGCCAAAAGAGAGUUCUAAAGAAAAUGAACUCAGGAAAGAUGAAAGAAAAACAGUUUAUACCAAUACACUGCUAAGUAGUUCAGUUUUGGGAAAGGAAAUAGAAAAAGAGAAAAAGCCCAAGGAGAUCAAAGUCAGAGUUAUUAAAGUCAAAGGAGGAAGAGGAGAUAUCUCAGAACCAAAAAAGAAAGAGUAUGAAGGUGGACUUUGUCAACAGGAUGCAAAUGAAAAUGUGCAUCCUAUGUCUCCAGAUACAAAACUUGUAACCAUUGAACCGCCAAACCCUAUCAAUCCCAGCACUAACUGUAAUGGCUUGAAAGAAAAUCCACAUUGCGGAGGUCCUAUGACAAUGCCACCCAUCAAUCUAACUAACAGUAAUUUGAUGGCUGCAAAUCUCAAUUCAAAUCUCUUUCACCCCAGUGUGAGGUUAACUGAAAGAGCAAAAAAGAGACGCACUUCUUCACAAUCUAUUGGACAAGUUAUGCCUAAUAGCAGGCAAGAGGAUCCAGGUCCUAUUCAAAGCCAAAUGGAGAAGGGUAUAUUUAAUGAGCGAACAGGUCACAGUGACCAAAUGUCUAAUGAGAACAAAAGGAAGCUGAAUUUUUCCAGAUCUGACAGGAAAGAAUUCCAUUUUCCAGAAUUGCCUGUCACAAUACAGCCAAAAGAUACAAAAGGAAUGGAAGUUAAACAGAUAAAAAUGCUGAAGAGGGAGUCAAAGAAAACAGAUUCAUCUAAGAUACCAACUUUACUUAAUGUGGAUCAAAAUCAAGAAAAACAAGAGAAUACAGGAAAUGCACAAACUGAAAGGAAGAAGAAUCUACCAGAUGUAGAGUAGAAAAUGCAGCAGCUGAAAAUUCAGGGAAUCCCAGAAUCACUGUAUGGUUUUAAAAAAAUCCUUUUUAUUAAUGUUACAUACACAAAAAUACUAACUAGAGAAUUCUACAGGUAUAUUGUAAAUCCUUUUAGUUAUAUGUAUAUUCACCUAAAUUUGUUUUUAAAUUUAUUAAUCUUUAAAUUAUUCAUGUUUUCUUAAUUUGAGCAUGAAUUUAUAAAAACUACCUGACUGGUACAUCCUAAUAAGAUUUCAGCUUACAUUUAGUCAUA
Molecule: messenger RNA, 3695 nt
Organism: Chlorocebus sabaeus (green monkey)
Lineage: Eukaryota; Metazoa; Chordata; Mammalia; Primates; Cercopithecidae
Source: RefSeq, a predicted model, not a curated record